CAAUUCCACGAACCACCCUCUCAAUAAAUAAACUAUGGUUGGCUAGGGAAAAUAUACUACGUACCUAGUUAAGAUGACAGAGGUGAAGUUACAUGGAUUUUGGUAUAGUCCUUUCACUUUGAAAGUGAAAUGGACUCUUGAGUUAAAAGGUAUUCCUUAUGAGAAUAUAGAAGAAGAUCGUUUCAACAUGAGUGUUCAAAUUUUCCAAUACAAUCCUAUAUAUAAGAGGACUCCAAUUCUUGUUCACGAUGGAAAACCCUUGUGUGAGUCCACAAUCAUUGUUGAAUACAUUGAUCAGAUAUGGCCAGAAAAUCCAUUGUUUCCUAUUGAUUCUUAUGAGAGAGCUUUGGCUCGAUUUUGGAUUAAAUACGCUGAUGACAUGGUUUCUGCAAUUAGGUUACUUGCCCUUAGCAGCAACAGUGAAGAGCAAGUGAAGGCCAUAGAGAAGAUAUGGGAGCAUCUCAGAGUGGUUGAGGAUCGAUGCUUCAAUGAUCAUGAGAAGAAAUUUUUUGGAGGUGACACUAUUAACAUUGUGGACAUAGCAUUUGGGUCCAUGGUCAAAUUUAUUACAGUUCUAGAAGAUGCUCUUGAAGUGAAGAUACUAGAAUAUGAGAAAUUCCCUCACUUUCAUUUAUGGUAUAAUAAUUUCAAGAAUGUUCCAAUCAUUAAAGAAAACCUCCCAGAUCAAGAUAAAAUGCUGGCUUUUCUUAAAUUUUCCAGAGAAAAGCUUUUGGGAUCUUCUUAAGAAAGUAUACACUCUUUUUAUGUGCGUUUCAUUAGUUUACACUCUAUCUUGUGACAUGGAUUAGGGUCAAUGAGUGAGAAAUAUCUCUCAUUGGGAGAAACAUAUUUUGUACCAUAAGAUUUCUCUAAUUUUAAAUCAAUUAUUGAUAUUUUUUUUUAUUUGUUC
This is a messenger RNA of Cajanus cajan (pigeon pea), 910 nucleotides long. Its product is annotated as putative glutathione S-transferase. Gene Ontology annotation, biological process: glutathione metabolic process. The record is from RefSeq and is a predicted model, not a curated record. Lineage: Eukaryota; Viridiplantae; Streptophyta; Magnoliopsida; Fabales; Fabaceae. Gene Ontology annotation, cellular component: cytoplasm. Gene Ontology annotation, molecular function: glutathione transferase activity.